Messenger RNA from Leptidea sinapis, 1205 nucleotides. RefSeq names its product muscle-specific protein 20-like. Gene Ontology annotation, molecular function: protein binding. The record is from RefSeq and is a predicted model, not a curated record. Bases 149 to 697 code for a protein of 182 amino acids. The transcript is spliced from 4 exons. NCBI's taxonomy places the organism in Eukaryota, Metazoa, Arthropoda, Insecta, Lepidoptera, Pieridae.
CAUCGAUAGCAUUUACGGCCCCAUAUAAAACAGGUCAGAUGAAUCAGUAGCUUAUUUAGUUUCUCACUUUAGCGAGAGAGCCAUCUAGUGGCAGACGUGCAUAAUACUUCUUGUGAAUAGUGAGUGAGAGUGUUUUUAAAAAAUCAAAAUGCCUGGACGUCCUAUUUGGCAGUGUGCUGGAAAGCGUGAACCCGAGAAGGAGUUAGAAGCACAGAGAUGGAUCGAAGCCGUAAUUGGGGAGAAGUUCCCAUCCAACCUUCCGUACGAGCUAGCACUGCGUGAUGGUAUCAUACUCUGCAAACUCAUGAACAGGCUGCAGCCCGGAAUUGUACCCAAGGUCAACAUUUCUGGUGGAGACUAUAAGUUCAUGGACAACAUUAGUCAGUUCCAAAAAGCGUGUAUUAAAUACGGUGUACCGGAUGUGGACUUGUUCCAAACUACUGAUCUAUGGGACCAGAAGAACAUCGCCCUUGUUACCACAACCAUCUUCGCGAUCGGACGAACGGCUUACAGACAUCCUGAAUGGCGUGGACCUUGCCUAGGCCCCAGACCAGCUGAAGAAAACCGCCGCGAGUUCAGCGAAGAUGUGUUACGCGCUGGUGAAGCCGUCAUAGGACUUCAGGCAGGAACCAAUAAAUUGGCGUCACAGUCGGGACAAAACUUUGGAGCAUCCCGGAAAAUUAUCCUUGGAAAGUAAUGAUCAUUACUUCAACGAUUUAGAUAUUUUAGAUCAGAUAUUUUAUUAAACAGCAAAUUAUUGUCUAUUUAAUUAUUUUACUGUAGUAAAAAUUAUUUUGUUUUAGGUUAUGUUUAAAAAAAGUUUUCCAUUUAUAUAAUUAAAAAAUAUGCGAAUAUUCAGCUAACGGCAUGUACCUAUAUUUUAUAUCCUUUUUCCUAUAUUUCUUAAAAUUAUCGUAACUAGGUAAUAAAUUUUUAAGCGGUUUUUUUUCUCUGUAUCAACUGCGUUAUCUAUAGUAGGUAUUCAUAAUACGUACAUAAAUUUAUUUUUUUAUAAUAAAUAAGACACGAGGCAAAAUAUCUUAGUUUAUACCUUGCAUUGUCAAUUCUUUCUAAAUUCUCAUUAUCAGUAUAAAUACACUAAACUCUUCUCUAUAUCACAAGUUAUGUAUUACUAAUAUUUAAAUGUUGUAUUUGUAUAUCUCAUUUAAUAUGGAAAUAAAUGUUUAUAAAUAAAUGUUAAAAAA